Saccharomycopsis crataegensis is the source of this 849-nucleotide messenger RNA. It is a transcript of the gene SUI3, whose product is annotated as translation initiation factor eIF2 subunit beta. The coding region runs from base 1 to 849 and encodes 282 amino acids. Gene Ontology annotation, cellular component: eukaryotic translation initiation factor 2 complex. Gene Ontology annotation, molecular function: translation initiation factor activity; mRNA binding; translation initiation factor binding. The transcript has a single exon. Gene Ontology annotation, biological process: translational initiation; formation of cytoplasmic translation initiation complex; formation of translation preinitiation complex. Lineage: Eukaryota; Fungi; Ascomycota; Saccharomycetes; Ascoideales; Saccharomycopsidaceae. The record is from RefSeq and is a predicted model, not a curated record.
AUGUCUGCGGAAGAAACCACCCCUACUGUGGAAGACAUUUCCUUGGACGGCCUCAAAAAGAAGAAGAAGUCUAAGACCACUUCUGAGCCAACUACCGACUCUACUGACGCCACUGGUGAAGAUGAUUUGUUUGGUGGUCUUAAAAAGAAGAAGAAGAAGAAGUCAAAGGACUCUGCCAAAGAAAAGACUGGUACUGAAGAAUUAGAAGACGGUAUUGAAGAUUUAGGGUUAGGUCCAAAGAAGAAGAAGUCGACUAAGAAGAAGAAGGCCGACUCCUCGUUCGAUAAAGAAUUGGAAAAAGCUGGUUUAUCAUCGACCACCGCCGAAGCUGAAAGCAGUAAUACCGAAUCCACGAUCGCCACAGAAGUUGGCUUAUCAUAUGAAGAUCUUUUGGAAAGAUUUUUCACCGUCCUCAAAACUAAUAACCCUGAAUUAGCUGGUGAGAGAUCGGGAGUUAGAUUGAAGAUUCCUCCACCAAUCGUUGCCAGAGAACCAAAGAAGACAAUUUUCAGCAACGUCAAGGACAUUUCUCAGAAAUUACAAAGAGACCCAGAACAUGUCAUCCAAUAUUUGUUUGCCGAAUUGGGUACCUCUGGUAGUAUUGAUGGUAAAGAACAGUUGAUCAUCAAGGGUAAAUUCAUGCAAAAACAAUUGGAAUAUGUGUUGAAGAAGUAUAUUUUGGAAUAUGUUACCUGUCAAACAUGCAGAUCCAUCAACACUAAAUUGGUUAGAGAAAAUGCCAACAGAUUGUAUUUCAUGGUUUGUAACAGUUGUGGUUCUACAAGAUCUGUCAGUUCUAUUAAAACCGGUUUCCAAGCCGCCGUUGGUAGAAGAAAGAGAACAGGUUGA